GUUCAUUGGUGAUUGGGGGCCGGGUAUUGAUUGGCUCGCGGUGUUUCUCGCGCCAAGAGAUAGUGUGCGUUGCGCAGCAGCUUGACUUGUGUGACUAGAGCGGCUCGAAAUGUGGAACAAUCACGGUAAGUGGAUCGGUCGGUAGGUACCCGGCUGUGUCUUACAGUGAGUGAGUGGCCGUCAGUGAGCCAUGCAGCGCUGUUAUAGUCCAUGUUGUGUCAGCUCUGAGUUAUUGUGGGUUUAACAUGUCUGUCCUGGGUCUGCUGGCAUUGUGGUACAUUAGCAUUGGGGGGGAAGGGCUUUGAGUUACUAAGUGCUAAGUUGAGGGUAUGGAUGGCAGGUAAGUCUCUCCUAAAAACGCAAAAGAACAAAUGAUAAUACAGAGCAAUAGGGUGCUCCAGGGGGUUAGGGAUCAAGGUGUUACUCAAUAAGACAAAUGGAAAAACAGAUAAUACACUGUCAAUAAUGUGAUAUAAAAUCGUAUAUACAUAAAACAGAACAAGCCAAAAGUCCAGGGUGAGAUACGUGUGAGUAAGUCUAUAAAAGUUUGCCUGUAUCUUCAGGUAAAUAUGCCGUCCAGGUAAUCGAUGUCCAGGGACAUAAAAGGGAAAAAGAGUACCAAUAGUGCAAUAUCUAUAAAAUAUAAUAACUCCAAUAAAAGGAAAUCUAAAAUGGCCUACUCACAUGAGAGAGAGCAAAAACCAGCUCUAGUGUGAAGCUCUUGCAGUAGAUUUAUUUCUCCCCAAUCUACUUCAGGGAUAUGGUGGAAGGUAUUGGCCGGUAUGUUUCUUGUCGGCAGGUAGUAUGUGAAAAAUAAAAGCAAGGGGUGCAAAACUAGUGCUCUCUGUAUAAAAUGUAAGAAUACAUACUCACAUUUAUCUGAGCAGAUAACCUGCUCAGUAUAAUUAGCAUGGGUGGUAUAAUCCCCACCAGGGAUACUUUGUGAGGUACUCACUGGAAAGAUAAAAACUGGAUGCCAGGAAAAAAAGGUAUAUGGUACUAAUAGUGGUAGUAAAAGUUACCAAAAACUUAUAUUAAUGAUAAAAUUAGUCCACAACAUGUUUCACCCACAAUGGGCUUUUUCAAGCCUGGCACUUGCUUACAAAUCUCUGCAGAAUGCUGCUCCCACCUACUUAUGCUCACUAAUACACAAAUCUGUCCCGUCUAGGCCCCUACGCUCUAUCGGAGACCUACAUCUAAACUCUGUACGUACUCCUACCUCUGAUGCUCACCUUAGGAAAGCAUAUCAAUUAAACUGUGAACAGCUUUCCCUUCCUGCACCCCAAUUCCUCUCCUGAAACUGUCAUCAAAACACUGAGCCCUCAAUUAAUACUAUCCUAGCAACCUACUUUUCUUCCAUUAUCUUUUGUGUCACUAUACCCAACUCCCUCUAGCAUGUAAGCUUAUUGAGAAGAGCUCUCAAUCCACCCAUUGUACAGCAUUACAGAACUUGUUGGCGCUUUAUAAAUAAUAAUACAGCCUGCAUGUUUAGGUGACUGAACCUCAUGUUUCAUAUGAGUAAAUAUAUUUGGCACCCCUGACUAAAUCCCUUGGUGUUGCUAAGUUUUCAGUCACAGGUUCCUCAUUCCAGGACGGUAUUUAAGCUUACACUGCAGAGAGCCUCAGAGUGAUGCAGUUUCCAAGGUUUCUCAUAAGAGCAGGCAUUAGGUUGCUUGAGUAGGUCCUGCCAAAAUGGGUUACAUUGGUGUUGUCAGGCUUAUGCAGUGUACAGUCAUAUACUGUAACUUAAUUAAUUUCUUUCCUGAAUCAGGCUUUUUUUUAAAAAAAACUAUAUUUUGUGGACUUUGAAGUUAGUUUAUAGAUGAGUGAGUGUGCUGAUAUUUGUAAAUCACAGUACUUGGAUGGCUGUAAUAUAAAAUGAUUUUCCUGACAUAUCGUGGCAGUACAAUAGGGAUGUACUCUUCUCUAGGACAAGCAUCUGAAAUUAAAAUUAACAUAAGUUCCCUCCCCGAACAGGUAUAAGACACCAACCUGCCAUGGACCCUCUGGAAUAUUUCAGUGAGGCACAUGGGUUGCUGCCAGGGAGAUCCAGUCUGAUGGCCUCCUCAGUGGAGAGCAGAGUGUCCGGUCUUCAACCUGCAGCAUUAUGGAGCAGGUAUAAGCAUCUUGCUUUAUCUCGAGUGCGGUCACUGGCAAAGCAAGUAGGAGGUCUUUAGUAGCAGCAAAUCGCUGCCCGAGCAAGACGCAUGCGCACAGCGUUGGAACGCACGCCCGGGAGGUGAUGUGUUCCACCGAAUUUUACAAAUGGUGUCUAUUUAAGCUGUGUAGAUUCUACUGACCGCAUGGAUGCUCGUGUUAUGGGCUUGGCCUCUGUGGCCUGCAGGACACUGUCUCUUAAAACCUGGAUGGACACAGUCUUGAAGUCUGCUCUUUGUGAACUUCCUUUGGAGAGGAAGAAAUUAUGUAGAUCUCCUCUGGAAGAAUUAAUCUGACAAAUGUCAGAAACCAAGAAGGCAUUUCCUCAGGAUAGGAAGUAUUCCUGGAAGCCCAGAUACAAGAACCGCAGAGGGUAUCAAGAAAAACCCAGGUUCUUUUCGUCUCCAAGGCUUGAUGCACAUAAAGACAUCAAAACUGACAGAACAAAAAGAUUCUGACGGAAGGAUACACCAAUUUUUUUCACAGAUGGAGAGAGUCCACUGUAAGUCUGUGGAUUCUGAAUCUGGUUGCAAGAGAUUAAAAUAACAUUCUUAAUUUCUCAAGACCAGAUUUCCUUAUCUUACUGAUCAAAGCUAAAUAAAAUAAAGCUCUCUUUUCUGCUUUGAUUACACUAUUAAAGAAAGGUGUUAUCAAAAGAGUUCCAAGAGCACAGUAAGAUCAGGGUGUUUACUCUCGGUUGUUCCUGGUCCCAACACCAGAUAUGUCCUUUCAUUCUAUGCUAGAUCUAAAGAUAUUAAACAACAAGAUUCCAUAUCAACAUUUCAAAAUGGAAACAAUCACUUCAGUCACGCAUACCCAUCAAAAAGGAGAUUUUAUGGCAACAUUGGAUUUGAAAGGUGCCUACCAACACAUACCUAUGCAAGUAGGCUCAAGACAAUACCUGUGGUUUGCCAUAAGAAGGGCUUCAGGGUUCAUCGCUUUAGAUUCAGAGCCCUUCCACUUGGUCUUUCCUCAGCACCAAGGAUAUUUACAAAGUACUAACGCCUAUCACAUCGCUCCUAUGGAAACAAGGAAUCAGUUAUUCCCUACUUAGACGCUCUGUUAAAAGAUGUGGCUUACAGAAUCCUAGAAGAACAUGGUGGUAAACCUCAAAAUUACAUCUGCAUCUUACAAAGUCCAUUCAUUUUCUAGGUUUUUUAAAUAGUCAGACAAUCUUGCAAUCCACCUGACUGUGGUGAAAAGUUAAGAGUGCUUCAGAAGGAACUGAAAUACUCAAUAAAGAAGCUAUGUAGGUGUUGGGACACCUCACUUCCACUAUACCAGCAGUAAAAUGGGCCAGAGUCUAGAAUCUAGACCUUUGCAGUGGGAGAUUCUUACAAAGUGGUCCAAGAAAGAAGACUUGGAUACUUUGAUAAACAUUUCAGAUCCUGUAAAAAGACAGCUGAGUUGGUGGAAGACAACCAGUUUCCUUUUAAAAGGGCUAUCUUUUUUGACCAAAAGAAUGGGUCAUAAUCACCAUAGACGUUUCAAAUAUAAGUUGGGGAGCGCACCUGCAGUGUCUUAUGAGGCAAGGGACAUGGUCCGCAGAAGAAAGAGGGGAAUCCUCAAACUUCAAGGAGUUAAUAACCGUUUUGUAUGCUCUUCAUCAGUUCAAAACUCUCAUUGUGGGGAAAGCAGUAAAAAUAGUCAGACAACCAGACUACAGUUACAUGCCUGAACAAACAAGGAGGUAUAAGGAUGCACUCACGUUAUGUCAUGGGCUCAGUCAUCUAGAAGACCUAUCCGCUACUCUUAUACGAGGAAUACACAACAUCAAUGCAGAUGAUCUAAGCAGAUCAAUAUGGUCCCAGAACGAAUUGUCUCUGAAUCUGUUUUUUUUUUUAUCAGCUGGUGAAAAUAUUCAGUCUGUCAUAGAUCUCAUGGCGUGAAGGUCAAAUGCUAAGGUACAAACAUUUGCCUCUUGUUCUGGAUGGUCUUUCAAUCAAGUGAAACUUCAGCCUUGCAUACAUAUUUCCUCUGUUGAGCCUAAUUCCACAAAUUUUGCAAACAGUGUGAACAGAGCAAGCACUCAUACUGGCUAUAAUGGAGCUGGUUCUGUUUUGAAGACUAUGGUUUUAACCCCUUAAGGACUGAGCCAAAUGUACACGUGAACGAAACAAAAUGUAAACAAAACCUGGCAUUUGCGCUACAUGUCUGUCCAACCGUAAUUCACCUAUUUCAUAAUAAGUGCACCCACCCUUAUUAUAUAUAAUUUUAUUGAGGGGAAACAGGGCUUUCAUUUAAUAUCAAAUAUUUAGCUAUGAAACCAUUUAAUAUGAAAAAAAUGGGAGAAAAUAAGAUUUAUUUUUUUAGUUCUACAUGACAUUUUAACUGUCAAUGUCAUAAUACUGUUUGCUUUUACUGCAAUAAAAUACACAUAUUUGUAUUCAGCAAAGUCUCGCGUGUAAAACAGUACCCCCUAUGUACAGGUUUUAUGGCGUUUUGGGAAGUUACAGGGUCAAAUAUAGCACAUUACAUUUGAAAUUGAAAUUCGCCAGAUUGAUUACGUUGCCUUUGGGACUUUAUAGUAGCCAGGAAUGAAAUUUACACCCAUAAUGGCAUACCAUUUGCAAUAGUAGACAACCCAAGGUAUUGCAAAUGGGGUAUGUCCAGUCUUUUUUAGUAGCCAUUUGGUCACAAACACUGGCCAAAGUUAGUGUUAGUAUUUGUUUGUGUGUGUGAAAAAUGCAAAAAACACCAAUUUUGGCCAGUGUUUGUGACUAAGUGGCUACUAAAAAAGACUGGACAUACCCCAUUUGCAAUACCUUGGGUUGUCUACUAUUGCAAAUGGUAUGCCAUCAUAGGGGUAAUUUUCAUUCUCGGGCUACCAUAGGGUCUCAAAGGCACCGUAACCAAUCUGGCGAAUUUUAAUGUGAAAAAAAUGAAACGCAAGCCUUAUAUUUGACGCUGUAACUUUUGAAAACUCCAUAAAACCUGUACAUGAGGGGUACUGUUGUACUCGGGAGACUUCGCUGAACACAAAUAUUUGUGUUUCAAAACAGUAAAAAGUAUCACAGCAAUAAUAUCGUCCGUGUAAGUGCUGUUUGUGCAUGAAAAAUGCAAAAAGUCACUUUUACUGGCGAUAUCAUCGUUGUAAUACAUUUUACUGUUUUGAAACACUAAUAUUUGUGUUCAGCGAAGUCUCCCGAGUAGAACAGUACCCCCUAUGUACAGGUUUUAUGGUGUCUUGGAAAGUUAUAGGGUUAAAUAUAGUGCUAGCAAAUUAAAUUCCCUUUACUUUCGGCAUGGGUUGUCAGGCAGGUCCCACUAAUUGUAAUUAAGAUACCUACUUAUGUAAAAAUAUUACGUGUGUGUGUGUGUGUGUGUGUGUGUGUGUGUGUGUGUGUAUGUAUGUGUGUGUAUAUGUGUGUAUAUAUAUAUAUAUAUAUAUAUAAAUUUUUAUUUAUAUAUAGGUAUAUAUACGUAUGUAGAUAUAUUUCGUUCUACGUGUAUUUUGAUAUAAAUAUAUAAUCCCAAUACAGUUAGAACGAAAUCAUACAUCUAUAUAUUUUUUAAUUUAAAUUAUUUUUUAAAUUUAAUUUUUUUUAUAUAUAAAUAUAUAACAAUAAUUAUAUAUUAAUAGUAAAAUACACCUAGAGUGUGUGUGUGUAUGUAUGUAUAUAUACACACACAGAUCAUUGCGUAAGAACUUCUCCUUCUACUAAUAUAGUUUAGCAUUGUCUUAGUUUAUCUACCCAUAGGCUCUGUCAUCUACAGAAUUUACAAAGAUUAUUCAGGAUAAGGUUGUUCUAUAUCUCAAACCCUUCUUUUUUUGCCUAAAGUCAUUUCUUCUAAUGCUAUUAAUCAACCAAUUUCCCUGCCUGCUCUUGGUAAUUCAUCUGACUCUAAUCUGGAAAAAAAAUUGGCACAAGUUGUAUGUCGGAAGAUCCCUUGGACUGCUCCUCUGCAUUUAGGAAGACUCUCACUAUCUUUUUGUGAAAUUAUGUAAAUGUAAAGUUCAUACAGCCUCAAAGUCUACUAUGGCUUGUGGACACUAUAAAGUUAUGUUUCAUCAAAUCUGCUCUUACCUACCUCCUUGAAAGCUCAUUCUACAAGAACCAUGGCUACUUCUUGGGCUGAAAAAGCUCAAGCUUCACCAGAAGACAUCUGCAGAGCUGCUACAUGGUCUUUAUUUAACUCCGUUGUAAAACAUUAGACAAGACUUAUACUUUACCUCUGACACUGCUUUCAGGCAUAAGGUGUUGCAAGUGGCUGCCUAAUUCCUGCCUAUAGUUCUGGGAUCACGAUAUAUCCCUAUUGUACUGCUACUGUAUGUCAGGAAAAACUGUAAUUUUACUUGCCAUAAAUUCCUUUUUCCUUAAUAUGGUGGCAGUAAAACACCCCCACCCACCCCUUUUAUUAAUGAGUUUGAUAUUUUUGUAUUUUUUUUUUUUUUUUGUGGCGUACUCCGGGUCCAUGACAGAUUGGUGUCUACUUGUUGGGGGAGGAACUUUUUAUGUUAAUUUUGUACUUCCACCGUAUGUCAGAAAAAAGAAUUUAAGGUAAGUAACUUUUUUUUUUUUUUUCAUUACAAGGAAUAUCUUUGCUGAUGUCACUGUCUGAAAUAAGAAAAUUGUCCUUGUGAUUGUUUUAUAGUUAUGCUUGACCCUGAGUGAUGUAAUUGAAUAUAUUAAAUAGAUCAUGGUUUGGAAUUAACAUACCUCUUUUACUUGUGUGCAAUAGGAGGCUUUGAUGGUGGUUAUGGUGGUUCUGGAAUGGGAGGAGGUGGUGGUUACAUGCAGUCACCAGGGGGCUUUGGAUCCCCAGCACCCACACAAGGAGAAAAGAAAGCUGUGAGUAUCAAAUAAAAAUUUAUUUUCCAUAGUCCAAGCGGCAGUCAUAACAAGUGUAAUAUAGUUGCCCAUUUCAAACAGGUCAAAAAAGGACAUUGAAAAGGUUAAAACAACAAAAUGCAGUCCCUCCCCUCCUAGCCUUAUAAAGGGCAACUCCACCCUGAGCUCCCCAGUAUUUGCAUCAGCGUGGAUCAGCGCGACCCACCAAAAAACAGCCGGCGACCCACAGUUUGGGAAACCAUGUUUUAGACUAUACGUAUAACAAUUUUGGGAUGUGUAUUCCAGUCUAUAUGAAACCCAGUUAUGCUGGUAUUAGAAAUUCACAGCUUUUUAUUUUUACGUUGUGUCCAUAGUGAGCAUUUCGUUUUCCUAGUUUCUCUUAAUAACCUCUACUCACUUUCUGGGGGUCACGUCAAAUUUGUAUAAUCUUCCAGCAUGGCCAUGUUUCUUACAUUGGUAAUUGAAUUGGGAACUGCCAGCCAACUUCUGAGAGUUGGGCUAAAAUUGGAUUAUUAACUUCCAAUUUGUACUGAUUUUUUUUUUUUUUUUAUUCUUUAUUUUAUUUGUGCAGGAAAAAUCACAUAUAGCACACCAAGCCACAACAGCCGGGGCAUGCAGAGUCAAACAAAGAUUUGCAUUAGGUAGACAGGGGAAAAUAACUUUGCACUUUUUUGUUUUAGAUUAUCGCUUGACACACAUAUUGUACAUGAACAGGUUGAACAUAGAUGAUUUCUAACUGCGUUGCCUUAGGUUACUAAAGAUUAGUGGAUCUCAAAGUAUGCUUGAAAAACUUUGCACAUUUUUGGAUUAUUAUCGCUUGACACACAUUUUAUACAGAAACAGGCUUGCUACGCAGAUAAUUAGGCUUCUCUAUAAACAUGCUUGAUAAUUAUGAGUGAUAAGAGUUGUGUAUAGUUAGAGUCCUGCUUGUGUAUGGUAACCAUAGCACCGUUGGUCUGGGUUGGCUACACGCCAGGUGGGCCCCGUCAGCGCAGGUAGAGGUGAUAAAUGGUGUGGGGGUUGCAGCUGGGUAAAGAGUGGUGGGUGCUCUCCGGGCUGUGUUUAGUCCCAGGGUCGGUUCAUGCCAGGUAGGUCAUGUGAGGCAGGGUCUUUGAGUCCCGGGUGUGGGCUAGGAUGGGGCCCGAACAGGGUGUCGCCAGGUAUCUUGGCUGCAUUGGCAUGCUGUGCGUCGGCGUUUGUCGUGUGGUUGUCUCCCCUGCCCUAUCUCCAUCAGGGUUGUGGCUGUGGGAUGUUGCCACUGACCUUUCCAGCUACCGGUUCUCCGAUGUAGUACAGGGUCUGUCUCUGCCUCCUAGCAGCUUGCUCCUGCGUAGUGUAAGGCUGCGUUGCUGCUAGGAGUCUUCCUGGUUCUGCCCGCCGCCAUUUUAAGUGAGCGGAGUGCUGCUGCUUCCUCCCGUCCGGCAGAGCUUGUUUGCAGGUGUUUGGGCUUGUAGGGGUGCCAUGGUGGACCGUGAUGACCCCCAGCGGUCCAAGGGGGGGGAGAGAUUCUGCGUCUGCAGGACUUCGGGACUGGAGGACUGGCUGCGUCCCCAGCCCCGCAUCAACCACUAGGCCGCAAGUCGGACCUGCCUUGGCUAGUGUCUCCUGGGAGCCUGUGAUGCCUCUGUCCCGUUCCCACCAGUAGCUCUGUGGAGUGAGUGAGCGUGGGUUGGGGUAAGGGAGGCUUAAAGUCGGCUGUUUGGUGGGAGCUCUGGAUGCUUGCGACUGCUCCGCAUGGCGGUCAAGCUCCGCCCCCCCCCCCAAUUUGUACUGAUUUUAAGAGGUUAAUUGGUAUUUUAUUAAACCAGGUUUCAAUAUUUUCAUGGUUUUAUUUAUUUUUAUUUAUUUUUUUACCUCACCAGUUUAUUGAAAUACCUUGUCUUACACCACUAGGGUCUGCUGUGUAGCCCAGCAGGGACAGACUAUUAUAGAUGUCGCAGGAGUAGCUAGUCAGGGCCUAUGCUUUUAAAAUAAGGUUACCAUAUACAGGUGAUACUCGAAAAAUUAGAAUAUCAUGCAAAAGUUCAUUUAUUUCAGUAAUGCAAUGUAAAAGGAGAAACUAAUAUGAUAUAGACGCAUUACAUGCAAAGUAAGAUGGUUCAAGCAGUGAUUUGUCGUAAGUGCGAUGAUUAUGGCUUACAGCUCAUGAAAACUCCAAAUCCACAAUCUCUUUAGAAUAUAGUAAAAAGGUUCAGUGUCCCAUUCUAAUUAGCUAAGUAAGCCAUAACACAUGCAAAGGGUUUCUGAGCCUUUAAAUGGUCUGUCUGGUUUAGUAGGAAUCACAAUCAUGGGAAGACUACUGACCUGACAGUUGUGCAGAAAACCAUCAUUGACACCCUCCAUAAGGAGGGAAAGCCUCAAAAUGUAAUUGCGAAGGAAGUUGGAUGUUCCCAAAGUGCUGUAUCAAAGCACAUUAAUAGAAAGUUAUGUGGAAAGAAAAAGGUGCACAAGCAGCAGGGAUGACCGCAGCCUGGAGAGGAUUGUCGGGAAAAGGCCAUUCCAAAGUGUUGGGGACUUUCACAAGGAGUGGACUGAGGCUGGAGUCAGUGCAUCAAGAGCCACCACACACAGACGGAUCCUGGACAUGGGCUUCAGAUGUUGUAUCCCUCUUGUCCAGCAGCUCCUGAACAACAAACGUCAGAAGCAUUUUACCUGGGCUAAAGAAACAGACCUGGUCUGUUGCUCAGUGGUUCAAAGUCCUCUUUUCUGAUGAGAGCAACUUUUGCAUCUCAUUUGGAAACCAAGGAUCCAGAGUCUGUAGAAAUAGAGGGACACACUGCAAGAUGCUCUAAGUCCAGUGUGAAGUUUCCACAGUCUUUGUUGAUUUGGGGAGCAAUGUCAUCUGCUGGUGUUGGUCCACUGUGCUUCAUUAAGUCCAGGUUCAAUGCAGCCAUCUACCAGGAGAUUUUGGAGCACUUCAUGCUUCCUUCCGCAGAUGAGCUUAAUGGGGAUGCUGACUUCAUUUUCCAGCAGGACUUGGAACCUGCCCACACUGCCAAAAGCACCAAAGCCUGGUUCAAUGACUGUGGGAUUACUGUGCUUGAUUGGCCAGCAAACUCGCCUGACCUGAACCCCAUAGAGAAUCUAUGGGACAUUGUCAAGAGAAAGAUGAGACAUGAGACCGAACAAAGAAGAGCUGAAGGCCGCUAUUGAAGUAUCCUGUUCUUCCAUAACACCUCAGCAGUGCCACAGGCUGAUAGCUUCCAUGCCAUGCUGCAUUGAGGCAGUAAUUGCUGCUAAAGGAGCCCAAACAAGUACUGAGUCCAUAUGCAUGCUUAUACUUUUCAGAAGUCUGAUAUUCUAUGUACACUCCUUGUUUUAUUGAUUGCAUGUAAUAUUCUAAUUUACUGAGAUUGUGGAUUUGGGGUUUUCAUGAGCUGUAAGCCAUAAUCAUCGCACUUAUGACAAAUCACUGCUUGAACUAUCUUGCUUUGCAUGUAAUGCGUCUAUCUUAUAUAUUUUCACUUUUACGUUGCAUUACUGAAAUAAAUGAACUUUUGCAUGAUAUUCUAAUUUUUCGAGUAUCACCUGUAUGUGGACAGUUUUUAUUUAUAGCUUUGUUUCAAUUCUGAAAUGAGGGGCACCACAAUCAGAUCAAACUGACUUUAUCAGUUUUCCACUAGUCGGCAUGUGCUGUGCACAGAGGCUGGGCUUCAUAGUGUGUGUCUUUACAGCGCGUUAGUGGCAUCUCAAUUACACCUGGAGGAGUUCAGACCUUGUGUAAACCAGCAGUUGGUUUGAUAUUUUUUUUUUCACUUCGUGUUUAGAGGUGUAGAGUUUGGGAUAUAUGCAUUUUUAACUUCUGAAAUGUAUGUGCUGCUAUUUAUGCAUCUAUAUGAUUUUUUUAUUUUAUUUUUUUUUUGUGGUUCUAUCACAUUACCUAUGUGCAGAUAUAUCUUGCAGCUUUCCUUUCAUCUUUUUCACAAGUGCUUUUCCAAAGAUUUUGAGAUCAGGACUAUAAUAAGCUUGCUACGUAAAGUUUUUAGAACAAUAAACUCUAAAAUUGGUAUCUGCACAAUUCUUCCAGAGUUUAACGCCUCCAAAUGUGUUUACAAAAUAGAAUGAGGGGGAGUAAACACAAACUCACUAUCCACUUCUGGGUCUAUUCUUUCCCUAUCUGUGUUCUUGCAUUUGACAUUAGGGGGCCCUUUGUAGGUUGACUUUUUCUUUUCAUGCAUUUAUUCAUGGGUUUUCUCCAUAUGUUGAAAGUAUCUCUACUAUGGCUAGUUGUGAGGCUGGGUACGCUAAUGGUUUAAUUAGUGGUUAAUUAUUUGUCUUAUUAGCCUGUAUGUUAAUCAUGGAUAUGGGGGGGGCAAGGUCUGAGGUCUGAGCAAGAUGGGCGUUUGAAACUUGAGCUCUGCACCACUGAGCUUCUAAUAACGACUUGCCGCAGCACUAUUUACCCCUAUGGGCCCGACCAAGCUUUCGGAGCCCCUGCAGACUCGUAGGGUUACUCACGCAUAGUGUGACGGGACCAAUGAACGACUCCCUUCAGACUCUGCCGGGGCCUAGCUGCAGGGUGCACGGCUCCAAGAUGGCACCUGUAUCCCCUUCCUCUGCCCGGGAUCCUCCAUGCUGUCCGAUAUCUGUGCCGACAUAUGGCGAUUGGUGGCAGCUAUGAUAACCAGGGACUACCUCCAGUCCCUCUCCACCACGCUGAUUGCCUCCCUUACCUCAGCGGUUGCGGCGAGCCCGGAUACAGGCACUUGAGACCCAAGCCGCACAACCACAGGACACGACUUCGGAUGUCGCUAUUGCAAGGCAGGGGGCCAUGAUACUUUCCCUACGCCGCCAGGUGGAAAAUCUGAACAAUAGGAGUCGCCGCUUCAACAUUAGGGUACGUGGUGUACCAAAGUGAAGGGAGAGGAAAAUGCUGAGUACCUUUUGGCUGGGCUGUUCAGCAUAGUCCUUGGUGGAGCGAGUCCGCAGGUGUUGUGGGUUUUUUUAGAGCGCACAGGGCCCAGAUUCCAUUGAAAUGUAGAAGGGGAGAGGAGGGACGAAAACAAUUAAAAAAAAAAAAAAAUAAUAAUUUUUUAAAAUUGGACACAGACUGAAGAUGUCUUGGACCCCACCCCCUAAGUGUCAGUGGUGGAGCAGUUCAGGCGUAGCUAUAUUGCUUGAGGCGGCGCUGCAAUUUCAGGAGACCAAGAGGAUGACAGACUGUGGUGGCAGAUAAAUCUUCCUGAAAGGAGAGCUGCAGGAUCGCAAAUUCACAUUUGUAGAUGUGUAUGUGCCUAAUGCGAACCAAUCCCAAUACAUGCACAAAAUCAUUAAUAAACUUGAGUCGUUCGCAGAAGGAGCCCUAGUCCUGGGGGGAGGAGUUUAAUGUCCUUCUAAACCCGGUAGUUGACUCAUCAUCUGGACACAGCAGUAUCCCACGAGGAGCUUUGACCCCUUAAGGACACAUGACGUGACAUGUCAUGAUUCCCUUUUAUUCCAGAAGUUUGGUCCUGAAGGGGUUAAGUAGCCUACAGAAUUUGCUGAGAAGGCUCAGGCUCAUGGCUUGCUGGAGAGCUCUACACCCAGCAGAUAAGGAGUACACCCCCUAUUGGGCAAUUCAUAAGAUAUGCUAGGAUUGAUUUAAGUAUUUCUUCAAGAAGCACAAUUAACGAACAUGCAAAUGGUGGAGAUAAAAGCAGCCAUGUGGUCAGAUCAUAACCCUGUGACCAUGGAAAUGAACUUGCCGAGAUUUAGACCAGCAACAUGGUCCUGGAGGCUAAAUGACUCCCUCCUACUAGACUUGGGUAUUAAGGAGAAAAUUAUUGUGGAGCUCUCCGCAUACUUAAAGAUGAACACGCCAGGCGAACUCACAGCAGCCAUGAUCUGGAAAACACAUAAGUGCCAUCACAUGGACUAUUAUCCACCUUGCAUCCAGUAAGAAGGAAGCCCAGCGCCAUCUAGCAAGCUUGCUGUGAAGAUAGUCUCUUGAAGCACAACAUAAAAGAUCCAACUCGUGGAAACCUACGGGGAGCUAUUGGAGGCUAGACGUGUAACCGCGGCUGGUUCCCUUAUUUACCACUAUAACGUCUUAACGCAUAGAACUUUAGUAGGGCUAAUCAUACAGAUAUCUUAGCCAUAAUUUCCUAUAGUUAGUGUAAGAGAUCCUCUAUUUAACAUAAUUGAGAAUACAAUAUAAAAUAAGGAUUGUCUUGGAAGCAAUAAAGUUUUUUUUCUUUUUUUGAUAUUAUAUAAAAUCCAUUAUAGCAGAAUUUAUAAGAUUAAACUAAAUGCUUACAAAUAUUAAUAGGUUAACAUACCCUUCUGAACAUGUCGUCAUGUCAGCCUCUCUGUCAUUUUAAGAUGGAGCAGCGUCUGUCUCAAAGUCUCUCCUCUGUGUCUUAACAGUACACCUAUUUAUACCUUAGGUGUCUCCAUUUUAGGGUUACCGUAGUUCAUAUAUGAAAAAGUAAAACUUCUUUUACUUCAUUUUAGGACCUCCCUUAAUCUGGCAAACAUACAAGGCCAUAACUAAAGGGUGUAUACGUCAUGGAAAUUUUCCUGACUUAGUUCAAGAUGGCAUCUUAAAGUCUGAACAUCCUUAUCUACUAAGGUUACCACAGUAUAUUGUGUACUGAAAGAGUCAUAGCAUUGAAGCUUGUUUAUGUAUUUUUGUAAUUCGUCUGGGACAAAAUGGCGCAAACAUAUUAUGCACUGAGGUUAUUGCUUAAAGAAACAGUUCUGAAAAACAAUAUGUUCCAUUUCUAACACCUUGUCAGUUUGCAAUAUCUCUUAAAGACAAAGUACAGUUUAAGAAAUACAUUUUCAUUCUAAAACUUGUAAUAUUUGCAUUUGCCCAUAACAGACGCCAGCUUCAAACGCUCAUCACUCAUAGAUACUACCGAUCGGUCUAAAGAUCAGAUGCCUUUUUCUAUCCACGUGCUAACAAAGGGGGGAAAAUUACUGGCGAGAAUGCUGAAGGGCCUCCUAACACUCACUCAGGUACACAAACUACGAACCUCCUAAGGGAACUCUCCAGUUCCCGGACAAGAUCGCGCCGGAGUUCUUUUCCUUUUUGUUCUUCGAUAUAAAACAUCCCACAACCGACUCAACCAGGGGUCCUUGAGAUUAGAAAUGUUAGAAGGAUGAGGUUCCUCAAUGACUUCAUCAGGGAAAGAAUUGGAUCAGAUGAGGCAGAAACACUGGAUAGGCCCAAACGGCUUCACCCUGGACUAUUACAAGCACUAUCUUACUUCCUAAGGCGCGGAACGCUUUGACGGUCCAGAACAGUCUCCAUCAAGAAUCGCUUGCUUCCACCAUCACUGUCAAUCCUAAAAUGGGAAAAGAUCUAGAUAUGUGCGGUUGUUAUAGGCCAAUCUCCCUACUUAACGUGGAUAUCAAAUUGUUUACUGAAAUUCUGUCCACCAGGAUUUGGAACAUGCUGCCAAGACUUGUACACCCAGAUCAAAUGAGUUUCAUACCUGUAAGAGAGGUCCAGGAUUGCACUCUGAGAGCAAAGUACAAAGUCUUCUUGUCGACUGACUCGGAGAAAGCAUUCAACGAGGUGGAUUGGUCGUUCCUUAUGGCCACGCUACGGGAGAUGGGAUUUGGAAGCAACACUAUGAGCUGGAUAAGAGCAUUAUACAGCUGUCCUAGCGAACAGAUUAGAGUAAAUGGAGCACUCUUAGAUCAUUUUCAGAUACGAAAUGGAACUAGGCAGGGGUGCCCUGUUUCCAAUGCUCUUUGCACUGACCCUGGAGGCCGUGUGGAAAUCUGCCUAUAUUAAGGGCUUUACGUGGAAAGUCACCUCUCAUAAGGUUGCUGCAUAUGCCGAUGAUUUUUUUUUAAAAUUUUUUUUAUAUAUAUAUGAUCCCACUACGACGCUGCCACACUUAGUGGAACUGUUGGAGUACUAUGGGACAUACCCAAAUUUAAACUGAACAUGUCUAAAUGUGAGUUACUUAAUAACUCAACUCUUGGCCAAAAACGAACUCCUACAUCAUCCGUUUCCUUUCUAAUGGUGCACUACACACAUUAAAUAUCUGGGAAUAGUUACGUAGCUGAAAAGAGACUUGCGUCCAUCAAGUUCAGCCUUCCUCACAUUUGUUUUUUGCUGUUGAUCCAAAAGAAGGCAAAAAAAAAGUUUGAAGCACCGUUUUGCAACAAGCUAGGAAAAAAAUUCCUUGGAUUUAUCCUUGGAUCAAGCUGUUAUUACCCUACAUUGAAAGAUUAUAUCUUUGAAUAUUCUGUUUCAUGCAUCUAGUAGCUGUUUGAACAUCUGUAUGGACUCUGAUAGAACCACUCUGAUAGAAUAGUUGUCACAAGGGACUAUCAAUACCGCAUUCAUUUUCUACUUCUUACAACGCAUACAAAAUCUACGAAAAUGGGCUUAUCCGCAUAUAUUGUGAUUUAGCCGGAUCACAGUUAUAAAGAUGAGCGUACUACCUAGACUCCUAUACCGGGUUUCAAGCUCUUCCUUUCGCCUUUCCCACAGCCUUCUUCGCUUCCCUGAGAUCCUCCAUGAUUCAACCUGUAUGGAAUGGAGAACAAGAGACUUAAAUAUGACCUCUUAUGCCCCCGAGAAGCUGGUUGAGUACUGGCACUUCUUGACCUCCAUAAGUACCACCAAGCCACCAUUCUGCAGAGUUUGGGAAUGGAAUAUGGAUCCAGCUCCUAAGCAGUCGGUAGAGCAUAAGGGCCACAUGCAGCCAUAGCUCCUAACAGCGCUCUGGCACUCAAAGGGGUGCCCACGGAGUACUAUGGAUUUGACCUCUCCGGUGAUGCAGACGUUGGCGACAUGGCACAGCUUGAUGGAUAUGACUGUAGCUGUAGAUAUGACAAGCGGGGGGCUGCCUGCCUCUGAAAACUUGCCCCAGCUCUUUGACACUAUCCAGUGGCUCCUGUCUUUUUUUUCCUUCUGUAUCAUUCUCUCUUCUCAUCUUUCUACUCCUUUUCCUAUCGCUAUUUUCUAUCAACUGAAGGACCGGGAUCCCGCCGGAUACUCAAAAUAAUUUAUAGCAUUUCUAACACUAUAUGGAUGGCAGGUAUCCCAUAACCACAGUUGAAAUGGUUGUAUGUCUCGAAAUUAUAAUUUGUGGUGAAAUAUACUAGCUGGUAUUAUAGCCAUCUCCUAUGUAUCUAUCUAAGCUUGCAUAUGAGGCUAUUUCAAUGCUCUCAUAACCCUAUACUUUUACUGUAUACCCUGACUCAGCUGAACCAUGUUGAUGCUGCAAUAGAAUUGCAGGGGUAAUAGGGUAAUGGAUUAGGGGACGUGGGAAAAAUGAGUGACUUUGGGACCUGUAUUGCUUUACCUUAUUUACUUACAUAUGCUCAUGGUUUUCUUUAACCCCUUCAGGACCACUGACGAUUCAGGACUGUCAGCGGUAAACCGUGCGUUUGGACCGCUGACGGUCCUGAAGCGUCAUAGCGAAAAACGGGCUGCGGGAAGCGAUCAAAGAUCGCUCCCGCCAGUAUAACACUGCUACUAUCUGCCAGGCAGAUAGUAACAGCCAGUUGCGGCGUGUGCAUUUGUACUGUCUGUAUUUAUUUAUUUAUUUGCCCUUAAAGGGUUAAAUUUGUUUUAAAAAUCUGUCUUGGUCAGUCAGUUUCCUUCCCCCAAAUCUCCAUUAGAUUUUUGUGACAGGAGUUAGUUUAGGGAUUGCUGUUUAGUCUGUUUUAGUAUUAAAAAAGUGUUAAAAAAAUAAUAAAAAAAAAAUAAAUAAAAAUGCAGCGUAUGUAUAACUUGCAGGAGGCAUAUGCCUUCUUGGCGUCAGACACUGACACUGCGUCAGAUUUUGACCCAGGUCAGUUUUGACACGUCUAGUCUAGACGACAUGUCAUCUGUGUGUGUGAGCCAGCUGAAGAAAGAAGCUGUGCUUCCUCUGCUACGCCGAAUGUGGAGGAGGACUGGGUACCUCCACAGUUAGCCGAGCCCAACGUCCCCCCUUUUAGUACCAACACAUGCAUUGAUGUUAAUGUGGAUGGCUUCUCCCCAAUGCAGUAUGUAGAACUAUUUUUAGGGGAUACCAUCUGGGAGGAGAUUGCUUUCCAGACUAACUUGUAUGCUACCCAAUUUAUUAACAAUCCAGGAAGCUAUAGUCAGGGAGCAUGAGUGGCAUCCCACAGAUGUCCCAGAGCGUAAAAAAUUCGCUCAUACUGGAGCACCAACCGAAUGUCUAGUCCAGUAUUCUCCCAAACCAAGCCUAGAGCCAGAAACGAGUUACUGCUGAGAUUUUUAUAUUUCAGUGACCAUACCCUGUCACCCUAGAGAUCACACCCGAUACGAUAGGCUUUAUAAAAUACGCCUACUGCUAGACCAUUUUCAGGACAAAUGUUCGGAUGUUUAUACCCCCAACAAAAUUUAUCCAUAGAUGAAUCUCUAAUAAAAUACAAAGGGAGAUUAGGGUUCAGACAAUACAUCCCCCUCAAAGCGCUCUAGGUAUGGCAUAAAACUGUACAAACUGCGAGAGCGAAAGUGGAUACACGUUUGCCUUUCGUGUAUAUGAGGUGAAAGAUGGUCAACUGGACCCUCCUGGCUGUCCUGACUCCCUGGGGACAAGUGGGGAAACUUGUAUGGGACCUACUAAACCCCUUGUUUGAUAAAGGUUACCACCUUUAUGUGGAUAAUUUUUAUAGUAGUGUUCGUCUGUUUAAAACACUUUAUGGUUUACAGACACUGGCCUGCGGCACUGCCAGAAAAAAUUCCAAAGACUUUCCAUGCUCUCUCAUAGAGGCAAAAUUUUAAAAAGCGAAUGUAAAGCACUUUGCAAAGCUCAAGUGCUUGCACUAAAAUUUAGGGACAGGAAGGAUGUCAACAUGUUAACCACCAUCCAUGACGAAUGCAUGUCAGACGUCUCUGUCCGAGGCAGAGUAGAGUCCAAACCGGUUUGCAUCAGGGCGUAUAAGUACAUGGGGGGUGUUGAUUUGGCUGAUCAGCUGAUGCAGCCAUAUCUUUUACGAAAAACCAAAGCAUGGUAUAAAAAGGUGGCUAUAUUUAUAUGAUGCAAAUAGCAACCCACAACUCAUUUUUUUAUUUUUUAUUUAUUUAUUUUAUUUAAUAAUCCAGGGAAAACCCACCUUUCUCCAAUUUCAGUUGAAAAUAAUUUCUUUAACAAUUUAUGGAGAUGGACAAGUUCCAACAACGGUGCAAGCGGAGUCCAGACCUUUUCUUUUUAAGCUACCGCCAACUGCUAGGGGAAAAAAAAACAAAAACCCAGAAAUGUUGCCGGGUUCUGUUUUAAAAACAAGAAAAGGACAGACACCCCUUUUCACUCUCCUAUUGCCCUUUGAAACCAGGACUGUGUGUAGGAAUAUGUUUCAAGCUGUACCACACAGAACAGUUGUAAGAAGUGUUCCCGAAUUUCUAUUUUUUGCUUCUUUGGAAAGCAGCCAUUUUUUGUUAGUUUCCUUCCCCCAAAUCUCCAGUUAGAUUCUAUUUGCAGGAGUCAGUUUAAAGAUUGCUGCUAAAUGUACAUUUGCUACCUGCACAUUUGGUCCAACACAUAACCAGCUGACCAAAACCAGAUGACGUGUGCAUAAAAACCGGAAUUAAAAAAUUACCAAUACACUUUCUUUGGGGGGCAAAAUGGUUGGGGGAAAGAAGUCAAAACACCCUAUCUUCUAUAACCUUUGAUGUCUACUUUAUAAAAAUAUAUAUACUGUCAUGAUGGUUACAUUAACUGGGGGGUGCAAAAAUGUCAAACUGAAGAUAGACCAAGCAUACCUAUAUAUCAAGUUGAACUGACAUGUACAAGUUCUGAUUGCCUUUUGGCCCCCAAACAACCCAGCAACCCUAUACAUGGGUGGUAUCACUGUACUCAGGAGAUGUUGUUGCUGAACAUAUUGGGCAGUGUUUGGCAGUGACACAUAACCGGAUCUGUUAAUUCAUGCCUAAAGUACAAUGUGUGUGACAAAGAAACAAAAAAGAUUUGACAAAGGCUGGUGGUAGAAUUCAGUGCAUGAAGUGUUAAAAUACCACCGUUUAAAAUACCCUGGGUUGUCUAAUUUUCAAAAAUAUAUGGUUUGAUGGGGGUAAAAUACAUUGGCUCAAAUGGGACAUGGGCGCAGGUUAAUUACAUGUCAAAAUUCCAAGUUGGGAAACUGAUAAGCGCACCUGCCAAACAUGGCCUUUUAGCCCCCAAAAAACCCAAGCCAAGUCUAUGCAUGGGUGGUAUCACUGUAUUCAGGAGAUCUUGCUGAACACAUAUUGGGGUGUUGUUUGGCAGUGAUACAUAACAGGAUCUGUUAAUUCAUGCCUAACGUACAAUGUGUGUGGGAAAAAAAACUGGAAAAAAAAUUACUGACUCAAUGUUAGACAAAGCCUUGUGGUAGAAUUAGUGCAUGGAAAGUGUUAAAAUACUACCAUGUGAAAUACCCUAGGGUGUCUAAUUUUCAAAAAUAUAUGGCUUGAUGGGGGUAAAAUACAUUGGCUGGCUUCAAAAAUGUCCCAAAUAGGACAUGCAUGCAGGUUGACUACAUGUCAAAAUUCCAAGUUGGGAAACUGAUAUGCGCACCUACAAAAUGUGUCCUUUUAGCUCCCAACCCAACACACCUAUACAUGGGGGGUAUCCCUGUACUCGGAAGAUGUUGCUGAACACAUAUGGGGGUGUUGUUUGGUAGUGACACAUAACAGAAUCUGUGAAUUUAUACCUGAAUUGCAAUGUAUGUGGGAAAAAAAAAAAAACUACCUAUGCAAAGGUUUGUGGUAAAAUGGCUGCAUAGAAAGUAUCAAAAUAUUCUUAGAUGAAUACCCUGGGUUAUCUAGUUUAAGAAAAAUACAUACAUGUGGGUUGUUUUUUGGAGAUUUAUGACAUAACAGUGUUACAAUGUCACUAUUGAUACAUUUGAAAAAUGUACAUUUUGAAACAGCAAUUUCCUAAUUGUACUUAUAGCCCUAUAAUUUGUAUCUGAACAGCAAAUGAGAGCGGAAAAUUACAGCUAAACUCAAACACCACAAAAGUGUUCAAAUAGCUCUGGUCCUUUAAUGCACAAACAUCGCAAAAACAGUCCGGUCCUGAAGGGGUUAAUAAAAGCUUUGAUUUGGAAAAAAAAUCUAAAAUUAUGUGUAUGUAUAUGUGUGUAUAUAUGUGUGUGUAUGUGUAUAUAUAUGUGUAUGUGUGUGUGAUUUUUUUUUUUUUUUUAAUUUUUUUUUUUCCCCUCCCAUUUUCUGUUUGGUGUUGGUAUGUAUUGGGCUAUAUUAAUCACUAUGGCAAAUAUAUAUUUAUUUUUAUGUAUCGGUUUGUCUGUAUAAGUGACAAAAUACACUUAUAACACCUACAAUACCACCAGUGAAAAUAUGAAUAACAAGCAAUUGCCCUUCUGUAUUCUGAAAACUGUAUAAGAUUCCUCCAAAUUUUGGGUUAUGUCUGUAUAAGUUUUUUUUUGUUUGUUUUUUUUUCAUUUAUAUGCAUAUUUAAAUGAGUGUUGUAUGUCACUUCUGGAUUUGCGCUGAUUACUGUGUGUAUUUUCUUACCCUGCAGAUAACGACUAAGGUUCUAACUAAGUUUAAUACUGGUGGUGUUCCAGAAUUACUCCAGUAGGCAGUCCCAUCAGCUGGGGAUGGUAUUCUUUGUGAUUCAGGAGCCAUAAUCCACAGGCUCCUGUAUUGUGGGUUCUCUAGGUGAAAUUGUUUCCACCCUGUUUUUUUUUUUUUUUAAUCUUGCUAUAUUAUGUUCUUUAUAUCAUCCCUCUUGUUAUGACUGCCGCUUGGACGCCUGUAAAAGCAAAAUUUUUACUUGCCAUAAAUUAAUUUUUUCCAUAGUCAGUCAGUCAUGAUUUCCCUCCCUUUUAUACUUUUAGAUUAGAAAAAUGUAAACACAUAUCCUCCUAUUAGCUUGUUAUAUACUGGGGAGGUCAGGGUGGAUGGGAAGGCUAAGCGGGACAGCAUUUUGUUUUAACCUUUUCAAUGCUACCUGCCCUGUUAGAAAUUUGCAACAAUAUCCCACUUGUUAUGACUGCCGCUUGGACUAUAGAAAAAUUUAUGGUAAAGUAAAAUUUAGGUUUUUUUUGCUUGGUUGUCUCCCCUUGCCAAUCUAAUGCCUUAUGCAGCAGAACGCAUGGUGUCUUGCAAAUUUCCUGUAAUCGCUAGCAUUUUGCACCAUAUACCUUGCAUUGUGCUUGCAGUAGCCCUCUUUGAUAUUCGUAAAGACACAGGUUGCAAGCACAACUUUACGGUUGUGCAACAGACUUGAGAGCAUAUGGAAGCUAGGAAUGUGGUUCUAAGAUUGUAGCACCAGCUUUUCCAUGUUGGAGCACUUCUAUAUUUUUCUGCUGAUUUAUUUCCUUCAUACAUGUUUGUGUGAAUUACAGCAUUCCGCCCUCCUGUUUAAAAGAUUUCUCUUAACUAGUUGAUUAUUGAACUCAAACUGACCUUGUUUUUGGUCAUUGCCAGUAUGAUUGUGUGAUUUAUUUAUUUUUUAAAAUGUAUUUAUAUUUUUUUCUCUCUCUCUACAUUGUGCAAUUGACAGGGGGUAGGGGGAGGGGUGUGUAUAUCUGUGUGUCUGUCUCUCAAUUCCAAAGGCUUUGCACUCCUCCACAAUAAUCUAACAAAUACAACUUGCCUGGGUGCUGCAACCCACGUUAAAUAUACAGUCACUAAUGAACAAAGGAUGCACUCACAGGUCUUUACAAUCUUCAAUGCUGUUUUAUUCCAGUGUGAUAUUUCAAAUCAACGUUUCGGCGCCUUUGAGCCUUUUUCAAGAUUUUGAAAAAGGCUUAAAGGAAGCCAAAACGUUGAGUUGUAUGCACAGUUGAUUUGGAAUAAAACUGCAUUGAAGAUUGUAAAGACCUGUGAGCGCACCAUUUGUUCAUUGGUGUGUGUGCAGUGAUUUGACGUAGUCAUGGUUCCUGAUGUCUGAAUGUUCAGCAUUUCGCUGUGAAACCCUGCAUAUACAGACUUUAACCCCUUGGGUGCCAGAUGUCUAACUUCACCCCGAGCAACCUCAUAGGAGCAUUAUUGGCCAUCCUGGAGCAAGAUUUCUGGGCUCGCUAAUAUCAAGUCUCUGCAAAUAUUUUUUGCACAGUCUGCCAUUCAUUAGCUGAGUGGUCAGCUAUUGCACUCAGACAAUAAAUGGUGACUGGAUCAGCUUCUGCAGCUCUUCAGAAGCCAGAAGUGAAUCACACAUGGGGAGAGCCCAGCCAGGACCCAGGUAAGAGGGCAAACUGUUGAACAGUUUCCUCUUUUACCAGGGAACCAGGCAAGGGUACUCCUUUCAUCAUAACCACUACACUACAGUGGGCUGUAGUGGUUCUAAUGAAUGGCGUAAUACUUUAAGAACCAUAGGCUUUAAUUGUUUUGUAUGUUGUAACCUACUUUCCACUAACUUUUGUUAGGCACUGUUUCUGCAUAUAGAGUCUUCCAGACACAACUGACCGUAUAAUAAUCGAUUAGUCCUGUAAUGAUUACUGUCCUUGACACCUAUAUGGUCUCAGAAUGUUUACUGGGACUUCCAUAGGUGACAUGUAUAUACAUAAGACAUUUUGGGUAAGAUUUACUUUGAAGCUCUCUUUCCUCUGUGCUGGCUUCAGCGCAGGCAUCCUUUUCCUAUCAGCUAUUGCAUGAGAUAAAUGAAGAGGAAAUUACAGUAUAUGGCAAGCGGAGGAUAAUUAUAUCUCUGCUUUUUGCCAUUAUCUAAUUAGUACAUUAGUCAAAGUAGUUACUACUUUGUCUUAUGUAUUUUUAAUGUGAGAUUUUUGCAUAAGAAUGCGCUGCCUUUGCGUUUUAUGUAAAACUCAGAAGCGACUGCUGCAUUAGACAUGUUAUCAUGCUGCAGAAUGUCAGAAUAAUUUAUUCCAAGUCUUUCGAGAGCACAACUAAAAACUUGUACAAGGAAGCUAUACAAUUUUCAUAUUGGGUAAUUUUUAUUUUUUUGAAUUUUUUUUUUAGGAUGUACCCAGAAAUGUAAAUGUACACUUUUUUUCUCUUUUCUUUAACUGAACUGAAGAUGGUGCGAUUAGGUUUUACGUUAUUGAACAUUUGUGCUAAUGGCAAUGUGUGCUGUAGCCUGCUCCUUUAAUUGUGAACAAAAUGCUUCCAUAAGCAUAGAAACUUGGUCUUCACUGUUUGAAAUUUUGCUUACUUUGAAGUUUAAAGGGAUACUCCAGGCACCCAGACCACUUCUGCCCAUUGGAGUGGUCUGGGUGCCAACUCCCACUACCAUUAACCCUGCAAGUGUAACUAUUGCAGUUUUUAGAAACUGCAAUAUUUACAUUGCAGGUUAAGUCCUCCUCUAGUGGCUGUCUACUAGGAACUUCCGUGUUCAUAGAACACGAAAAGUGUUUUAAGCGACGCUGAAUGUCCUCACACUAUGCGAGGACCUACAGCGUUGCUGAAAUCCACAUGGGAAAGCAUUGUAUAAUGCUUUCCUAUGGGGAGGUCUAAUGGGCGUGCGUGGCCAUUGCUGACGUCGGCGCGGGAGGAGAGUAGGCGGAGCCUGACCCAGCACCCAAGGACAUUGGCGCUGGAAUCCUGUAAGUCACUGAAGGGGUUUUAACCCCUUCAGCAACUUGUGGGGGGGAAUUUGCUGGCGCUAUAUAAAUAAAAUACUAUGUAUUUUAAAAUGUUUGCUUAUUUUCCAGAGAUCCAGGGCACAACAGAUCGUACCAUGCACAGUAUCACAGCUUCUCUCGGCCACGCAGAAUGAUGAGGUUUUCAGAAUAGGGGAAGUUGAGCUUUCUCAGGUGUGUAUUUUAUCUUCUAAACAAAUGGGUCUCUUUUUACUAAACACCAGAUUUUGGCCCAAUGGACAAAACUGAUUGAAAAUGUUCAAAUUCUGACUGAAUUGGCAAUCAUCUUCUAAAGCCAAUUCAGUUCAGAUUUUGGGUAUGCUGACCAAAUCUCCACCCUUUGUCUGGUUUAAUUCGUUGUCUUCUUUAAAGUUAGUGCUUAAUACUUUUGAAUCUUAUAGAAAAUAUAGUAUUUUGUCUUUCACAAAGCAACACUUUUUCAAGAACAUUGGGGCCAAAUGCACAGAGUAAGAUGCCUCCACUUGCCAUGCUUCAGGCAUAACUGCUAAACAAAGAGGAACCAGCAGACACUUACUGUUAAGUUAUUGUUGACCAGUCAUUAGAAAGGCACCAUGUGUAUAAAAGGAUACCAACAUACCACAUGCCUGAUUGAACAAGCAAACUUGUCAAGCCCUAGUUUAACUUAUUCACUAACAAAUGACCCCCCCCCCCAUUUCAGUACGCAUAGAUGGUUGUGGUGAUUAUUUAAUGGAAAUAAAAACAAAUGUUUUGGUCGGAUCAAAAAUAACAAAACAAAAAUGCGUACCAAAUAACGUUGCAUUUAAGAAAAGCGUUGUAAAUAAACAUUUCUCAGUAUGACCCCACAUAAUCUAUAAUCUUCUCAUACAUAAUCCGUAUAUAUUGGUUAAAAUUGUACGGCUGUAUACCCUAACAAUUGUGCAUUUAUGAUUAGCAACAUGAAGGGGUUAAGCAUCUGUGUUUAUGGACAAGAGUAUAGGCAGUUAUGGUGCUUGGGUCCGAUAAGAACAUAAAAAAUUGCUUAAGUAGUAGCCAUGGUAAAGGAGAAUUCUGAAUUGUUCAGCAGUUUCAUUCGAACAAUACAGCAAAUUUCGUACAUUUAAUUUAAACAAUAGCAAAUAAGAGUAUAAGUAAAGUAAUGUUGUAACGCAAAGUAAAUGACCACAUGAGCUUGUUAAUGUCUUGUGAAAGGAAGAGUGCUAAAAACCAGCAUUGUAAUGAUGGGAAACUCUGCCAGCUCAAGUGUCCGUUAAAUCUCAUCUUGGAUAUGUGUAAUUGUUCAAUUAAAUAUUGUCUAUAACCCAAACAUAUAUUUUUCAGGUUACAAUUGUUGGAAUAGUCAGACAUGCUGAAAAGGCUCCAACAAAUAUUCUUUAUAAAGUGGAUGACAUGACGGCAGCACCAAUGGAUGUCAGACAGUGGGUGGACACAGAUGUAAGCUAUCUCUGUACUCUAAACUGGAUCUUUUACCUUUCAUUGGUGGCAGGCACUCUGGCAGGAUUUGUGUGAUUACUCCCAGGAGUUAAAAUGCUGUGCUAGUAGCCAGGCCUUCUAAAUUACUCACCACUGCAAGCCUGGAAUACUCAAAGCAUACUUACCAGGGGUUAAUUUCUACUUCCAAAAUUUUUUCUGUCUAAUGGCAAGUGGAAAUUAGGAGCCCUGCUUACUCUCCUUUAAUGUCACAUCUUUGGUAGCUGGUAUACAGAGACUAAGGGCAGGUGAUUGUAUAAACAUGUAGUGUUUGCAAGUAAGCAAAAUGCAUAAUUCUAUGUUGAGGAUCUGUAAUAACAUUAAUAUUACAGUUCCUCAAAUUUGUAUCAAGUUGGAUUUCACAAAGUUUAAAAACCGUGAUGUAAUCCGAAGGAGAGGCUAUAGAGGUCUUACAGAGGAAGUGGGUUGGUAUUUUGAAUGCUUACAGCGCACGUGAUGAGGAAGACCGCAUGCUGUCAGUAAUUUGCCAAAAUCUCAUUUGGUUACGUAAUAGACUUGAGUGAAUUCUAAGUUAAUAACUGCUUAUCUCUUACAAACUGUAACUGUAUUAAUGUUUAAUGUGCAACUGUAUCCUUACUUGCAGGAAGCAAGUUGUGAGAGCAUUGUGGUACCGCCUAAUAGCUACGUUAAAGUAGCAGGUCAUCUUCGCUCCUUCCAGGUAACACACAGAAGAUCUUGUUUAUUUUGAAUUUUUUUGGCUUGGUUUUCCAGUAAGAAACAUUGAAAAUGACAAUUCAUAUAUUCGCUCCAGAUUGUCAGAAAAAAACAGCUGUGGUUAUGCCAAUGCUGGUGUUGUUCAUGGCCCAGUUAUCAACAAAAGCAAAUUCUGAUUUUUGAAGUCACAUGCAAAUGCCUCCUUCAGGCUUUUCAGAUUUGGAUAUUUGUGAAAUGCAGGUAAAACCGGGUUUGGUUGCCCAGCUAAUCCAUUUUAAAUUAUUUUGCAAACCACUACACAUGUGAAUGGUCAAUUGUGGGUGUAUUGCUUAUGAGUGAGGAAAUGGCAUUGAUCUCUCUGGAAAAAUCCAGGUGUGUGUGUACUGUAGUACAUUUGUAUGUUGACAUUGUCCUCUGAUAAACUGAAUUAUACCAGUUAGAGGUGCAAGUAAGAGAGAAACAUUUAUUUCCCACUAAUUUUACAAAUAUCCAACAUUCUGUUCAAAUUUUUUUUAUCAGCAAAGUCCAAUGUAGCAGUAUACUCUGCAUUACCCAUUAUUCACAUGUAGUGUGCUAUAUGUUCGUCAUGGUAAUCUAUAUAUAAAGUGUGGAAGCACCAUCUUUCUUGUAAAUAACUUAAGUUCACAGGUGCUUAUACUAUUUUUAAAAUGGUCAUAACAAAUUGAAUUAAUUUAACAAUUGCUUCCCCCCACUCUUUUUCAGAAUAAGAAGAGUGUUGUAGCAUUUAAGAUUGCACCUAUUGAAGACAUGAAUGAAUUUAUAUCACACAUGCUGGAGGUUGUACAAGCUCACAUGAUCCUAAAUUCCCAGGGUCAGGUAUGUUUAUAGUAAAGUGUGGUUCUCUCCAUCCCUCACAUGGAUAUCCUGAGGCUACAGUUUGUUUUAUCUGCUGUUCAUGUGAGCUGGUUGUUUAAGAUUUUAUUUAGUUAAAGCCAGGGGGCCAUCGCUAGGGUUAAGAAACACCUGGGACUUGAGCCCCAAAAUAAUUUAUCAACCCCUCCCCAAAGCUUUGCCCUGAAAAAAUGCCAGGAAAAGCAAGCGCUCCAAAUACAAAGGUUUAUUCUGUUAUGUAUGUAUACAUCCCGGGCAAGGGGAGGUGACAUUAGAAAGAUCCCUAGUUGUCCAGUGUGUAUAUAGAGCCUCCUGUCUCUCCCUCUGGUUUUCGGUUUUGGAGUGUUGCCAUGGUAACCCGCAGCAACAUUCUGAACUGCCUGCUGUUCAUGGAAGCCAUACACUUGCUCUACAUCCAGCAUAAGAUGUGUGCUCACUGAGCAACAGGUCAGGAAGGUAUAUUUUUGAGCCUCCAACUGGCCCAUAAUGGCCCCUUUUUGCAUGGCUCGCAGGCACAUUGAAAGGUAGCGAUGCUGGCCCUGUAGAGGGGGGAGUUGCAUGGCUCUAACCUCCCCAGCCCCCCUCCCUGUUGAACGUUGCUGGUUGAAGCAAUUUGUCUAUAAACGAACAAUGUUUUGUGAACUAUGUCUUGUAGUGACACUGUAAAACUGCAAUUUUACAAAAAAAAAUUGUUUAAAGAUUGCUUUAAUAGGUAUUUUGCAUGUUCAUUCCUUGCAAAUUCAGACUCUAUUCUUCCUGGAGGAGUCUUUCCUUAGUAAUAUGUUUGCUAUAUUGGUUCUACUUUGUCAUGCAAUGUUAAAGGCUACGCAGUGGAAGCUGCAAAUAGCCGUGUAGAAAUAGUGUAAAUCCAUGGAUUGUGUGGUAGUGGUCUAUAUUUAUUUUGGGUUGGGUGGAGGGGGUGCUGGUUUGUAUUCUUGUUUAUAAUGGAGACCGCACAUAUGGAAGAAAAUCGUCUGCUUCUGCAAAGCUUUCCUUGCAAAGCAGCUCCAGGUCCUCCUACUGCGACUUUUGAUCAUGUACGAGGCUCCAGUGUCAAACUUCUCUGAGGCUUUUAAUUCCUUCGAUUCCAUUUAAUGCUGUAAUAGUUUUUUCAGUUUUGUUUUUCCUAAGAUGUCAGUCUCUUGUGUUAGGCUUCAGGAGGUGGAUCUGCCAUGGUUCUCAGCACACCUGGACGCGUGGGAAUGGGGGAGACUGCAGGAGCAAAUGACAUGCAAAUUAAUGGGCUGACGCCACAUCAGAGCCAGGUACAUAUAUGAAGUGGUUUUAUAUAAUGCACACAUACUAUAUAAGAUGGAAAAUUAGACUUUAAGUUCAUGAAGUACUUAAAAUGCUUAACCUGCCAUUACCCUACUUGCCCUAAACCUUAGGGUUAUUCCAUAAACUCUGCUCUGCUGCAAAUUAAAAUCGAAAUGCAAACUUCAGGCAGGAGUAGCCGAAAGGUUUCUCCAACCCAGUUAGUCACGGUGAGCUUAUAAGCCUCUGAUUUAACAAUAGGCUUUUAAUUGCAACAAGCUAUGUUGUAAUUGUAAAUCACUGCUUAUCACAGGAGAGCGAAAAUACUUGUGUGAAAUGUGACUGAGCUUCAUCUUUUGUCUUGUAAAGAUCUCGUCACAUUUUCAAAAUGUUUGUAAACUUUUAUUUAUUUAAAAAAAACAAAACUGUCCGUUUGUUAGGUUUAGUUUUGUUUAUAUGGAGGAUGUUUGUCAUGAUGAGGAUAGGAUUAAUGUGCAGACUUAUUGACCCUAUAGGUUUUUGUUAUGCUAUAUGCUUUUUUUUUUAUUUUUUUUUUUUUUCUUGGCUUGGAAAAGUGCUAAUGAUCUAAACAUGCAAUUUCCUUUAUCAUUCAUGAGCAGUCUAUUUUUUUUUUUUUUUGUCUUAAAUGAUAAAUGUUUUUUCCCCUCCAUUCCAGAUUUUGAAUCUGAUUAAAAGCUGCAGAGGGAGUGAAGGAAUGGCAUUAGAUGAUCUGAAGGCAAGGCUUCAAGGAAUGAAUGUGAACACAAUCAAGUAUGUAUCUGUUCUGGUGUCAAGCAACUAGUUACUUGCUAGUAAAAUGUAGUACUAGGUACAUCAGACAAACGGUCCUUAGAGACCGUGGACGUUCCUAGUAAGUAUGCUGCAAAUAUAUUACUUAGCCGAACGCUGCCGUUCCUCUGCUCGCAAUCUGUUUGCUACCGGUCUGGGGGGGACAGCCCUGACCGUUCCCCCUCUGCAACUGACAGGCAGUCUCCCUGUAUCUGUAAAAUAAAUGUUAUUAAAUCAAAAUGUGUGUGUGUGUGUGUGUGUGUAUGUGUAUGUAUAUAAAAAUGAUUGGAAAUGACCACACUCCAAGGACUUGUUGAUAGUAAAAAUAAAAUAUAACUUAUUCUAUAUCAUAUAAAAAAUCAACGUUUCAGCCCCAAUACAUGGGCUUUCAUCAGGAUGGCAAUACCAAUAUUGCCACGUGUGUGUGUGUGUGUGUGUGUGUGUGUAUUUACGAAGUGUAUUUUUCUUUAAUCUCUGCACUUGGUAGCACUUUUUAAUUUGUUACCACUAUGGUUAUUGAUUUUUAGUUGUUUAUUUAUAACUUUAGUAGGCAGAGUUGGUUCAGGUAGACACUAGUGGUUAGACCAUGGUAUCGAGGUAACUUUUUUAGGGUGAAUUGAGAGAUUUAUUUGUGUGAGGCUUUUCAUCUGCGUUUAGACCUGAUUACCCGGUCCCCUAUUCUCUGGGGACCCUGUGCCUCUUCUCUCUCCCUAACCUCGUUUACACUACCUUCCUGUCAGUCGGACACUUGGGGAACUGGAACUGCUAGCUAGUACUCCAGACAAUUGAUCUCCUGGGCACCGUUUAGUAGAUCUCCCUUUUUUCAAGUUAUACUUUUUGCUUGCAUAUCCCUUUUUAUGCUUAGAUUGAUUAAAGGUAGGGCUUCCCUACCUCAUUUCUUAUAUAGUGGAGCUCUCCUGAUGUUGGUUCCCCCUUGUGGGACUCUACACAUCACCUACUCCUAUUACUCCCCUCAUUGGAGCUCCCUAUUAGGUGGUUACCCCCUCAUAUUUUGGAGGGUUACCCCCUCAUUGGAGCUCCCUAUUAGGUGGUUACAGUGGUGCAGCUCAUGAGCCCUUGACUUGUAUCCGGACUCCUGACCUGCACUCGGUUUCCUUUAUUUCUCCAUUUUGUAUUUUUAUAUAAUCUAUACAUAUAUUAAUAUAAAAAUACAAUUGGAAUUAAAUUACACAUGUGUAUAUAACUGUAUUGUGUAUAUAUUCUAAAAUAUAAAUAAGUAAAUUAAAAAAUUAUAUAAUUUUUAUUCUAACGAUUGAUGAUAUAUAUUUAUAUCAAAAUACACUUAAAAUUAAAUUUUAUAUGUAUAUAUCACCAGCCAAUUCUAUAGCAAUGUACAAUGGGUGGACUAAUGAGCCUUACCGCCGCAUUCAUUAUAGAUUGCAGUGGUGCAAUCUGGGAACACUUAAGACCACUGAGAAGGGGAUUGCAGUAGUCGAGGUGAGAAAUAACGGCAUGGACCCAGGACAUUAGCUGCGUCUGGUGUUAAUAGGGGUGGGUGCGAGCUAUGUUUUUGAGGUGAAAGUGGCAGAAUUUGGCGAUCGACUGGACAUUAGGGGUGAAGGAGAGGUCGCAGUCAAAGAGAACACCUAGGCUGCGAGGUAGAGGUGAUGGUGGCGCCGUUGACUUGGAGGGAGACAGCCAUGGGAGUAACAGCACUUGAGGGAGGAACGACCAGAAGUUGUUUUGGACUGGUUUUACGGAAGUGAGCAGCCAUCGUGUUGGAAAUUGUGGAGAGGCAGUCAGAGAUAAGUCAAGAUGGGCAGAGAGAUCAGGAGAGGACCGGUAGAUUUGCGUGUCAUCUGCAUAUAAAUGAUAAUGAAAGCCAAAGGAGCUGAUGAGUUUACCAAGGAAGGCAGUAUAGAUGGAGAACAGUAGGGGACCAAGGACAGAACCUUGGGGAAAGCCAACAGAGAGGGGUUGGGGAGAAGAGGCAGAGCCAGAGAAAGAAAUACUGAAAAAGCGCUGGGAGAGGUAGGAGGAGCACCAGGAGAGAGCAGUAUCUCGUAGACCUAGAUUAUGGAGAAUGAGAAGAAGCUGUUGAUGAUAAACAGUGUCAAAGGCAGCAGAAAGAUCAAGGAGAAUUAGGAUAGAGUAAUGGCUGCGAGAUUUAGCAGAGAUCUUUAAAUUGGUCACCGCUGUUUCAACAGAGUGACGAGCGCGGAAUCCAGACUGAAGCGUGUCAAGCAGAGUGUUUAAUUCGAAGUCUGUUAAUCUUGCAUACACAACUCUCUCAUGGAUCUUGGAGGCAAAUGGCAGUAGCGAUAUAGGGCAAUAGUUGGAUGGUGGGUUGGGCGGGGGGGUUAGGCUUUUCCAGAAUAGGCAUUAUAAAUGCAUGCCUAAAGGGUGAAGGAAAAGUGUCGGAGGAAAGGGAGGGAUUGGAAAUUUUAGUGAGAGGGAGACAAAGUGCGGGUGAGAGAAGAGGGAACAGGUGGUGGGGCGGGAGGACCGGAGUAGAGCAGAAACCUCUUCCAUUGUAGAUGCGAAUGAGCAAAGAACAGUGGAGUGAGUGUUGUUGGGUGAUGUAUUGGAAGGGGAGGGAGAGAGGUUAGAGAUAUCUUCCCUGGUUGUAGAAAUCUCCUCGUUGAAGUGAGUUGCAAAGUUUGAUGCGGACAGGGUGGUAGGAGGGGGAGCAACAUGGUGAAGUAAGCAUUAGGAGUGUGAAAGAGGCAUUUUGGUUGGCAGGCAGUGUGCUUAUGAAGGUGUUGAAGUAAUUUACUUUUGCAGACGAAAGAGCCAGAGUGUAGGAGCGCAGCAUAAAUUUAUACUGCUUGCUGCGUUUAAAUGUAGGGGUGCAAUGAUGUCUAGAUAAGAGGCAAGUGAGAUUUGAGAUGGGUAAAAAUUUGGAGUUUGGAGAAAUUUUGGAGAUCAAGACAGUGGAGGUUUCUGCGAGAUUGGAGAGUUGAGGAUGGUGAAAUGGGGGUAUGCUGAUGUAAAAGGUCAGCAGAUGGUGGUCAGAUAAAGGAAAUGGAAAAGUGGAGAGAUUAGAGGUAGUACAGAGAUUGGUGAAGAUCAGGUCAAGUGUUUCCUGCUGUAUGAGUUGCUGAAGUAGACUACUGUGAGAGGCCGAAGGAGGAGGUUGCAGACGGGAGGCAUCAGGGCAGUUUAGGUUGUUUAUUGGGAUGUUAAAGUUCCCAAGUAUGAGGGAAUGAGUGCUAGAGGAAAGAAAAUGGAGUAGCCAGGAAGAAAAGUGUUCAAUGAAUAGCCUAGGAUGACGGGAGGGCGGUAGAUGAUGGCAUUUCUUAAAGGAGUGGACUUAAAUAUGUGGACAGUGUGAACUUCAAAGGAAGUAAAGGAUAGGGCAGGGAGGCUGGCUGGAAAGUUACAUUUUGUCAGAUUGGUUAGGUUGCCUUUGAGAGCGUAUGGUAGCCCAGGAAUGAGAAUUAGCCCCAUGAUGGCAUACCAUUUGCAAAAGAAGACAACCCAAGGUAUUGCAAAUGGGGUAUGUUCAGCCUUUUUUAGUAGCCACUUAGUCACAAACACUGGCCAAAGUUAGCGGUUUUUUCAUUUUUAACACACAAACAAAUAGAAAUGCUAAUUUUGGCCAGUGUUUGUCACUAGGUGGCUACUAAAAAUGACUUGACAUACCCCAUAUUAAAUACCCUGGGUUGUCUACUUUAAAAAAAAAAAUAAAAAUGUACAUGUGAGGUGUUAUUCAGGGAUUUAUGACAGAUAACGGUGUUACAAUGUCACUGUUGAUAAAUGUAAAAAAUACACACACACACACACCCACCACACCACACCACACCACACCACACCACACCACACACCACCCACCACGCAAUUUCCGACUUGUAUGUAUAGGCCUAUAACUUGCACACAAAAAAAGCAAUAAAGCAUUUAAACUCAGGACAAAAUUUUUGAAUCUAUUUAGCAGUUUUUUUUCAUUAGCUUUUGUAGAUAAGUAAAAGUCCAAAAACAUAUGUGAAACUAACAAUGUUUGUACUUACCUUUCUGUUAUACGCAAUACGUAUUUGCUUCUAAAAAAGUACCUUGUAACUCACAGACUUGCCAAAAAUAAAGAAUAAAAAAAAAGUCCAACAACAUUUUUUUGUUUUUUCACCAUAUUUUAUUAUUAUUUUUAAAAUAAAAUAUAUGACAUGAUACAAAUAAUGGUAUGUAAAGAAAGCCCUUCUUGUCCUGAAAAAAACAAUAUAUAACUUGGAUGGGAACCAUAAAUGUGAGAGAGGAAAAUUACAGCUAAACACAAACACCACAAAAGUGUCAAAACUGCUCUGGUCCUUAACGUACAACAUCGCAAAAACAGGCCGGUCCUUAAGGGGUUAUGUAAAAGUUUUAAAACCGUUUAUAAAUUUAAAAAAAGUACUUGGAUCAUAUGUAUGUAUUAUCCAAGUACUUUUAUAUGUACAUACAUCAUUAUUAAAAGUGUAAUAAAUAUAUAUUAAUCAAAUUGAGAAACGAAAGAGAUUGUAUACCUGUUUAAAUUCGUUUAAACUGUAUUUUGAUAUUAAUGCAUAUAAAAGUCAAAAUGCGUUUAGAUUGAAGAUAUGUAGAUCGAUCGCUGAACACAAAUAUUAGUGUUUCAAAACUGUAAAACUUAUCAAACGAUAAUGAAACUAAAGUGUUGCAUUUUUCACACACAAACGGGGCACUUUCACUGACAAUUGUUGUGAUACGUUUUACGGUUUUGAAACACUAUUUGUGUUCAGCGAAGCCUCCGGAGUAUAACAGUACCCACCAUGUACAGCAAGCAUGUCAAACUCAAAGGCUAACACGGGCCAAAUAAACCAGGUUUAAGUUUGUGGGCCACAAAUACAAAAACGUCAGUUUUCAUAGAAAAUUUUGAAAAGUACAGGAUAAAAAUGUUGCCUGACACUUGAUGUCCUUACACUCGUAGGGCUUUACAGUAAACAAAAGAGCAAAUUUAUUCUAAGGACACGUGUAUUUGCAUGUAACCAAUGUUUCAGCCCAACUACCAUGACAUAUUAAGAGCAGUUUGGUAAUGGGACUAAAAUGGUGAAUAUAUGCGGUUUCACAGCUCUAAUGAAACAAAUAACACAAGUGUGUUCUUCACUUUGGCGGAGAUCAUUAAACUUGAUGAUCUUGGCCAAAUCCAAUGCUUUCCCAUAGGAAAGCAUUGGUAAACUAUUGUGAAUAUGUGGCAAACCGUUGCGCGGCCAAUCAGCAUCUCCAAGGGGAGCGUUCAGCGCCUCCAUGCAGACCCAAACUAAUACACUGCCCCCUCCCCCAUUCUAAUUCACUGCCCCCAAACCCAAUCAAAUAUACUGCCCCUUAAUCUAAUACACUUCCCCAACUCCCCCAAUUACCAUUCUAAUACACAGUCCCACUCCCUCCCCCAAAUUAAUACAGCAACCCCUCCCUCUCCCAAAUUAAUAUAGUGCCUGCUCCCUCUGCCACAUUAAUAUAGUGCCUCCCUCAGUUUAAUACACUGGCCCCGUUGCCCAAACCCUCUUCCCCUAACUUAAGAUGAGCCGUGCUCCAGUUCCAGCUCUGCUCUUCCUCUGGCACUGUGAGUAGGAGGAAAGGCUGAGUGGUUGGCCUGUUCUGCAGACACAGCCACUCUGCCCUCUUGCAGACGUGGGAGGGAAGACAAGAAUCAGACAGGAAAUAUCGGCCCCAAGGCAGGUAGGCCGCAAAUAUUCAUUGUGGGCCGCAAGUUUGACUAGCUUGAUGUACAGGUUUUUUGCUGUUUUCAAAAGUUAGUCAAAUAUAAGGCUUGCAUUUCCUUUUUUCCCUACAUUGAAAUUUGCCAGAUUAGUUAUGUUGCCUUUGAGACUGAUUGGUAGCACAGAAUGAGAAUUACCAUGCAUACCAUUUGCAAAAGUAGACAGCCCACGGUAUUGCAAAUGGGGUAUGUCCAGUCAUUUUUUUUUUUUUUUUGCGACCACUUGGCCACAAACACUGGCCAAAAUUAGCGUUCAUAUUUUUUUGUGUGAAAAAUGCAGAAAACAAAUUUUAAUGCUAAUUUUGGCUUUUUUUUUUUUUUUUUGACCAAGUGGCUACAAAAAAAACUGGGCAUACCCCAUUUGUAAUACAUUGGGUUGUCUACUUUUGCAAAUGGUAUGCUAUCAUGGGGGUAAUUUUCAUUCCUGGGCUACCGGACGGUUUCAAAGGCAACAUGACCAGUCAGGCAAAUUUCAAUGUGUAUUAACUGAAAAAUGUGAUGUGCUAUAUUUGACCCUGUAACUUACCAUUAAAACCUGUACUUUUGUACUCUGGAGACAUCGCUGAAUACAAAUGUGUACUUUAUUGCAGUAACGUCUAACCGUAUUAUGACAUUCACGUUUAAAAUGCCAUGCUAAAAUUAAAAAAAAUUAAUUUCUCACAUUUUGUUUCAUAUUUUUUUCAUAUUAAAUUAUGUUUAAUAUAUAAAUAUUUGAUGUGAAAUUAAAGUCCUGUUUCUCCUGAACAAAAUGAUAUAUAAGUGGGUGAAUUAUGGUUGAACAACAUGUACAAGUUUAGAUCAAAACAAAACCUGGAAUUUGCGCUACAACUGCCUACGUCCUUGUGGGGUUAAAGAGUGGUAACUGUAUAUGUGCAAGCAGGGUACCAACUUUAUAUUAAUGACCAUGGUUUGGAAUUGCUUGUCUAAUAUCUCAUAAAGACUGUCAGGUGUCUGUCUAUACUUCUGGCCAUAUAGUUCUUAUCUUUGAAUGUAUACAUUUUUUAGGAUUUAAUCUACACAAGGCCUAUUUUAUAUGUACCUGCUAGAUUUGUGAAUGGUAGUUGAACUAAAUUGUAAAGAUUUAAUUUUAAAAUAUGGCCAAUAAUUAAGAUCCUAUUACAUGAAGUAACAUUCUACUUAUUCUUGCUAUUUGCCCUCAGACAAGCAUUAGAGUUCCUUAGCAACGAGGGACAUAUUUAUUCCACAGUGGAUGAUGACCAUUUCAAGUCAACAGAUGGAGACUAAGAAAAGCAAAUUAUGCAUUGCAUCUGUGGUUGAGUGGUGCAACAGAAGAAACUGUGUCCUGACUUCUAUAGCGUGGAUAUGCGGCUUAUGUGUUAUCAUUUUCAGGAUUCUUGCACCUCACUCCCUGCCUCUUUCCCCUAUGCCUACCUUUUUUUAUUUUCUGGCAAUAAAAUGGAUUUCCUGUAUCAAGAUGAUAUAUAUGGGUUAGUCAUAGCCUCAUAAUCCUCAUUUAGGAGAGGCCUACACCAUACACUGAGAACUAUUUCCAUGUGUUUUUUUUUUUUGUUUUUUUUGUUUUUUUUUUCUCAUCCUCUGAAAACUUUACUUUCAGUAUAAAACAAUUAGGCAGGCUAUAGUAUUGGAAAAUUGAAGAUGGUUUUACAUCUUAACAAGUAUUUCACACGAAUCCUUAUAUAUAUAUUUUCUGGUAAUGUUGAGAGGAUUCAGCAUACACUUCUCAAGUGACACUUAAACCUUUGAGAUUUUAAAGUGUCUUCCACACAACCUUUUUUCUUUCUUUGCAAUUUUGUUCCCUACAAAAAAUUUAAGUAUUUUUAACAUCUAAAUAUUUUGAAGAUAUGUAAAUAAAAUUUACAAAAAAAAAA
Pelobates cultripes (western spadefoot toad) is the source of this 35924-nucleotide messenger RNA. Lineage: Eukaryota; Metazoa; Chordata; Amphibia; Anura; Pelobatidae. The record is from the annotation of a GenBank genome assembly.